This is a messenger RNA of Acaulospora morrowiae, 1100 nucleotides long. NCBI's taxonomy places the organism in Eukaryota, Fungi, Glomeromycota, Glomeromycetes, Diversisporales, Acaulosporaceae. The record is from the annotation of a GenBank genome assembly.
UCCUGAAGAUAAUACAAUGCGAAAAUUUUGAUUUUUAUGGGAGCGAGUUGAUAGAAGAUCCGAAGGCAUUCAAGAAAAUAAGGAAGGUCAAACUUGAUUGCUGUGUGGGAAUUCCUACAGAGUUUAUGAAAGUUUUGCUACAAAGAGCCGGAGAAAAUUUGAGAGACCUGAAGGUAAAUGGCUUGCCGUGCUUUGCGGAGAUAUUACAAUGUUGCAUUUUGUAUUGUCACGGGCUAAGAAGUAUUGAGACAACAAUAGAUAAACAACAUUUGGAUUUGUUUAUCGGUCUGCUCAUGGUUUGUAAGGACUUGAGGGAUAUAUCGGUAGAUGAUAUUAAAUAUGAUCCCUUGAAUGCACCAACGCCCGCAAAUUAUAUUAUUGAUGACGACGACGAGUAUUUUAUCAACAGAUAUAGUCAGAGAAAUCCGAGGUCGCAAAUCAUCGAUCACACGGCAACCGAGGAGGGAAAUGAAUUCUUGGAGAAGAUGGCAAAAGUGCUUCCUCCUUAUUUGAAAACUUUUCGUUUCUAUCUUGAUUGGUGGUUCACUCCGAAAGCACUUGAGACAUUUCUGGAGGGAGCGAACUGUGAAAACCUGGAAACCUUGGAUUUCUCGAGGUGUGAGACAUUUUCGGAAAAACAUUUGAAUGUGGUGCUCAAGUAUUGCGGAGGAAGCUUAACGAAGCUGCUCCUAUGUAUCAGCAAGAAUAUAUCGAAGGAAGGAUUGAGCAAAGCAAGGAAAAUGAUCCGCGAGAUAGAGUUUGCGGACGACGAGGAAAAGUUUUGCGACGAGUAUCUGAGAGAAAUUCAAGAUCGUGAAGAAUUGGGUGAUCCAUACUUGGAUUUUGAUCUUGAUCCCUUGAACAGAGUGCUUGAAGAUGAACUUGGAUUCGGUUCACAAUAUGACCUUGAUCUUGACUUGGGAGAGUUGGAUGUCGAAGAUAGUUUCAGUGAUGAAGAAAGCGAAGAUAGCGACGAGGUCAGCAGCUAUGAUCAUUCGGAUGAUGAAGAGUCAGAUGGCGAUUAUUCGGAUGAUGGUUAUUCGGAUGAUGAUUGUUCUGACGAUGACUGUUCUGAUGAUGACUACUCUAUUGACGAGUAG